ACCAGCUCAACAACUUCACUGUACUGUUAGUGAUAAUCUGCAAUCUGACCACAAUGUCUCAGCUGGACAAACUGAUGGACAAGAUCAUAGAUCUGUUUCAGCAUUAUGCUAAGAAGGAAGGAUGCAUCUACACUCUGAACAAAGCGGAAGCUAAGGAAUUAAUCACCAAGGAAUUUUUGGGAGAGUGUAAGGAAAAAAACACACAGCAGAAAAUGGAGCAAUAUAUGACACAAUUGGAUAAUAAUCAAGAUGGUGAGGUGUCAUUCAUAGAGUUCAUGAGUCUGGUCUCCAUCUUCACUGUAUUCACAAACUACGAUUUAAUGGGAUGUCAGGUUCCUGCACCACCAAAGGGAAAAUGCUGAAGCCAUUCUAUUGUAGAUGGCUGUUGGUAGCGUUUCAAACGUUGUUCAUUGAUGUCUGCAGCUGUCAUACCUCUUUCUUGUUCUGACCCUUAUGACAGUUCAAUAAAAGAUGUUUAACUGUU
Molecule: messenger RNA, 484 nt
Organism: Callorhinchus milii (elephant shark)
Lineage: Eukaryota; Metazoa; Chordata; Chondrichthyes; Chimaeriformes; Callorhinchidae
Product: protein S100-A1-like
Molecular function (GO): calcium ion binding; transition metal ion binding
Source: RefSeq, marked predicted